AUGCCUCAAGCUCAGCCAGAAUUGAAGAAGUACAUGGAGAAGCGGGUCUUCUGCGAACUCAAUGGCAACCGCAAAGUCAUUGGCAUCCUCCGAGGCUACGAUGUCUUCAUGAACAUCGUCCUAGACGAGGCCUUCGAGGAGAAGGCAGGCGGCGAGAAAGUGGCUAUUGGCAUGGUGGUGAUUCGCGGCAACUCGGUCGUGAUGCUCGAGGCCCUCGAACGGAUAUCCGAUAAAUGA
Molecule: messenger RNA, 237 nt
Organism: Penicillium lagena
Lineage: Eukaryota; Fungi; Ascomycota; Eurotiomycetes; Eurotiales; Aspergillaceae
Product: putative small nuclear ribonucleoprotein SmG
Exons: 4
Coding region: 1-237 (78 amino acids)
Biological process (GO): spliceosomal snRNP assembly; mRNA splicing, via spliceosome
Cellular component (GO): U5 snRNP; precatalytic spliceosome; U12-type spliceosomal complex
Molecular function (GO): RNA binding
Source: RefSeq, a predicted model, not a curated record